AUGGUCAACAAUUGCAGCCAGUCUGGCAAGAAAGGGAAGAAUAUUCCAAGCAAUACCAACGGUGAAUCGCAACCCGCCGUCGAAAAGACCUCAUACAGCCCUCAGAAUCUUUCUGAGAAAGUCAACGAUAGUAUACCAGCUCCCAGCGUUUUUGAUGACGAGCCAUCUACCCGUUAUGACCCUCCUCAUGCGGCGACGAGACCUUGGAUCAAGCAAAUGUCAAUUUCAAAAAGCCUUCCUUUAUGUGACCAUCAAAAAGCAACGGAAUCCUUGGUAACGGGCCUGAAGCCUCCAGAUACUGUUAAGGCCUGGUUAAGACAGACAAUGUUGCCCAAAGACUGGAGCGUGAAUACUCAUCUUUGCGAAAUAAUUGAAGGCGUUUACGCUGAAAGCCCAACAGAGUCACCAAACAUUGAUCUUAAUGUCGUUGACUGCAACUGGAGAGAGCUUAGAGACGGUAGGAAAAUAAAGAUAAGAUGGUUGCUGAAGCCCGUUACAUUGGGAGUUCUGCUUGAUGCGAACGAACAACUCCCCGACAAUUCUACCUCUGUGGUCCAUACAGGAACUGUAAUAAAACAUGUUGGGUAUAUUAUUGACAAACCUAUUCGUUUCGUCAAUACUACUGAGCCUGUCAUAUUCCUCUCAACCCCAUCCCUCACUGUGCCAGAAAAGGCAGCGAAAGACAGACAGACUUUGGAGACCAGUUUUAGAACACUCCUCCAGUUCCUAUAUGGAUCUGGUUUCAGCAUUGACUCGGACCGGAAUGUUGGGGUUCCAGCCUUGCAGCGCCCCCAGAGCGACCUGGUGAACGCACUCAAGGUGCCAGAAACAGGCUUUCUUUUGAUAGGCAGCGAAACUCUCAUAAACUUCUCUACAGAGUCUUGGAAAAACUUGGUGUCAUCAAACAUCAGGUUUAGGUGGCAUAUCCAAAGCACCGAAGACACCGAGAACGACCACUAUGAAGUUAAAGUGUUGAAGAAUACGCAAACAUUGGAGUCUACAAUCACCAUUGGAAAGACAUGUGAUUAUGAGACUUUCAUGAAGAAAGCUGAGGAGGCGCUUGACAUCGGAGUUGGGCUUGAGAUGUAUGUGCUAAUUAAGGAACAUAAAGUCCCUAUCGAUGAAGAAACCUGGACAGAGUAUACGCGCUCAGGGGAGGUUGGGAGGCAUGUAUUCCACUUUGAUGACAGUCUGAGGAGCCUCUGGGAGCAAGGUAUUCGUCAACCUGAUGAUGCGCUCCAGGUAAAACAACAAGCCAAUGUGUUGCCUCUUAUACCAGGUAAGGACAUCAGCGACAGCAUGUCCGAAACUUCACAAGAGCCCCCUUCGUCAGGAGACCUUACUUCACCAUCAAAGCCACUUGUUGAACUUACGGGCAUCGACGACUACGAAGGUCCGGGAAACCCGUCUUCAGCGUCAUCGACAUUUUCAUCGCCAGGUACCCUUUCUGAGGGUAGUUUCGUACCUUUCUUAUUUUGGAAGUCUCCAAAAAUCAAUCCCCAAAUGCGAUCCAGCCAAGAGAUGACUGAGGGUAUUUAUCUUUUAGACAGGCUACGGUCAAUGCAAUUUGAAGAACCUAUUGGUAGGCUAGAGUCUGUCGCUCAAUGCACUAGAAGAGACUUCGAGUUGAAAUGCAAGAUUGCCAAGGACAACCUCGAGAAAACCACAUCGGCUACUGCAAGCGAUACGGCUCAUCACGAAGAUCCACAGACUUGCAAUACCCAACGUGACUAUUCUCAGUAUUCCUCAGAUACACAGAUUCUUGAGCAGCUAUUGCAAGUUUCGAAUCAUUUCAGAGGGACACUAGAUGCGCUUGUCAGACAAGUCAGCCUGGCUUCAGUGCCGGUCUAUGAGUUCGAAAAUCCGAGAUGGCUCUCUAUUUCACCAUUUCUCAGUAUAGCAGCACCUGAUCACAAAUUCAGCUUUCGAUGGAAGAAACUCCUACCUGAGGGGUGUAGCGAUUGUGGGCGAGUCUACCAGAGAGUCGAACAAGAUGAGAUUAUCUACGACCCUUGUUUGGGAUGGCUUCAGUGGGGGGUUUCUGAACCACAACUCGACGAAUCAUAUACUUCUAUUGUAAGACAAUUGUCAGAGGACCUUCUUGACAUUUGGACGAUGGCACACGAGAUCCAUACUUUGGCUUUGGGAAAGAAUUUGUUUCUCCUCCAAAGCCUUAUGGACACAUUCGAGCACAUCGUCAUCAAGAUUGCACUCGCAGCUGAAGAGCUUGCGCAAAUGAAUCAAGUCCGCUUGAGACUCCCUGAAACAAGUGUCGUUAUGGCUGAUAUAGGCCAUGAUGGCCGUGAUCGAUUGAAUAUUUCAACCAUCAACCCAGAAGUCUUGGUUACCAUACUUUUGAACAAUCUUCACCGCGACACAAUCGUCCAAGGAACAAGAAAGAAAUUGGACAUCGUCAAGCAUUACCAGCGGGUGUCUAACGCCCUUCGCUCUGCGGCAAUUCGAAAUCCAGCCAGAAAGCGAUUUCUAGAGAUAUCAAGGCUUGAAGAGGAGUUGGAGGCUCUUCAGGCUGUACUUCAGGUUCAAGAAUGCACACUCGAGAGAUACAAAGUUGCAAUCAACCCUGUCGGAUUGAAGUCCGACCCAACAAGCCUGGCGUAUUUGCAGGAUCGAAAAGAUAUAUAUCAUUUGGAAGAGCGUUAUCUUAACUCACAGAUCAAAAGGCUGGCUGACGAUAGAGAGACUCUGGAAAUGCUGCGAAACGUUGCUAAUAAGGCAAGAAAGGACAUGAGACAGGUUCUGGAAGUUCUUGAUGAAGGUCAUGGGAAAGCGAUACGAGUCUUUACCUUUGUUACACUGUUCUUCCUCCCACUUUCCUUCGUCACGAGCUUUUUCGGUAUGAACACAACAGACGUGAGAGACAUUGAGUGGAACCAGAAGAUCUUUUGGUCUUCUGCGAUACCAUUAACGCUAGCCGUUCUCAGCAUCGCCCUUCUAUACGGCUACAAGUGGGACCUAAUAAGCUCUCGAGUCCGCAACGCAUGUAGGUCAAGGCAAGAACCCGGACUUCAUGCUAUCUGUCAAGAGGAUCUUGAGUCCUAG
Messenger RNA from Fusarium coffeatum, 3060 nucleotides. RefSeq lists its product as uncharacterized. The transcript has 9 exons. Gene Ontology annotation, cellular component: membrane. NCBI's taxonomy places the organism in Eukaryota, Fungi, Ascomycota, Sordariomycetes, Hypocreales, Nectriaceae. The coding region runs from base 1 to 3060 and encodes 1019 amino acids. Gene Ontology annotation, biological process: metal ion transport; transmembrane transport. The record is from RefSeq and is a predicted model, not a curated record. Gene Ontology annotation, molecular function: metal ion transmembrane transporter activity.